UCGCAGAGAAAUAGAGUGUGCGUUUUGCGACGAUUGUUCGUUCGGGUUCUCUUUUUCGGAAAACUCCUUUGGACGCAUAAUAUGUACAAAUUUCCGUUUACUGUUCGAGCCAUUGGCAAAAUCUGAGAGUAAUUUGCCGCUUCGAUUCAAGGUAUUUGAUGACAGGUGGCAUAUCCCCCUCUUCUGUGUUCAUUCUGUUUAUUAUGUACCGGUCAAACGUAAUAAGAAGAAGUUUCUUUCUUUAACAAGUUCUUUAUCAAGCUUAGAAGUGAUCUCCUGCAUACGACUGCAUUUAAAGGACUUUCGUGUGGCUACCAUUGAUUUACGAGGCUCACAAAAUGGAGUUAGUCUUCUCAACCAGAUUCUUUUUUUCUCUCGUCCUUUGAAACUGGAAAAUAUUUUUCAAGCCGGAACGGAAUGGCUUGGGAAAUUGUCGUUCAACGACUCACGUUCCUGGGAUGCUGAAUUAAAAAGGUGUGGACACAGAGCUAACGACCAUUGGCGUGUUUGCAAUCAGUUUUCACAUGGAGCAAGACGUUUUGUAGCCAGGUUUGUUAAGGAGACUUAG
Molecule: messenger RNA, 568 nt
Organism: Angiostrongylus costaricensis
Lineage: Eukaryota; Metazoa; Nematoda; Chromadorea; Rhabditida; Metastrongylidae
Source: the annotation of a GenBank genome assembly